Seminavis robusta is the source of this 4410-nucleotide messenger RNA. The record is from the annotation of a GenBank genome assembly. Lineage: Eukaryota; Bacillariophyta; Bacillariophyceae; Naviculales; Naviculaceae.
AUGGCGAGUGUCUACAACAUCCUCGCCAUGACGGAUUCCGAUCCUACUGGCGACGUCCCUUGUGAUGGCAAUGGCAACCCUGAGGGAACAGCGCCUGGUACCUCAAGCUCUUCCGAGCCCAAGAAGCUCCUGCUCAAAUUCCCCCUGGUGGCUUGUCUCAUGGCGCUUGCGGCAGUGUACCUGAUGGUUCAGGAUGCCAGCCACCAAGGCUUUGCCCGCGACUUUGAGAACGUUGCUACCAAUAUCCAAGACGCCUUCUUCUACGAGAAACAUCUCAAGUCGCACGCCCUUCAGAAUGCAGCGGCGACUGCCUUGUCUCUGCUUUUGGCCCAGCCUCGUGCCGUUGCCAAGUCCCCCAAGAAACUGAUCCGCGUCCUACAAGCUCUCGAGGAAGAAGACCACCAGACCUUUCAAGAUCGCAUCGCCGCCAUGCAGCUGUCUGCCCGCAUUGAUCGGUUGACCUUGCACCCCCUUGCUACUGACGACGAGGAGGAGGCCCCACCGCUGGAACACACCUGUCCCCAAGGCCAUCGGAAGAUCCGAGAACAUGCCAUUCGAGUCCUUCAAAAAAGUGGAGUUCCCGUUACGACAGAGACGUGGGUGCGUCCCGGAGAGACCGGCCUCGAUCUCAAGAGUACCGUCUUGUUUCCUAUUGCCACGCCCGCACCAGAAGAUCAUGUCCUCGGGGCAGUCGCUGCCGACAUUGUGUGGGCUGACUUUUUCCAUCCAGCCACAUUCCAGUCUGAAGCCUACGAAGGCAUGAUCCUGGCUUUUGAGAACACGCUCGGACAAGCGUUCAGUUUUCGUGUCGAGGGAGGCCGCUUGGUCUACUUGGGCAAGAGACUCCAACUCGACAAGUAUUUGAAGGACAUGGUGGUCGUGUCGAAUUUCACGGACUUUGUCCGACCUGGUGGUAACAGCAACACUACACAAGAUUUCGGAUACUGCGGUUGUCAAUUCCGGCUUCGCGUCUAUCCCUCGGCUGAAAUGUACCAAGCCCAUGCAGCCUCGUGGCCUCGCAUGCUCAUCACGGGCACCAUCUUGACCCUUCUUACUCUAUUCCUGUCCUUUCUGGCUUAUGAUCUACAUGUUACGAUGCGGCAUAACACUGUCUCGCAAGAAUCCAAGCGAUUCUACACCAUUGUUGGAUCGCUCUUCCCCCGUGUCGUCCUGGACAGAGUGGUACAAGAGGCCGUGGGCGUGGACCAACAGGACGUCGUGGCAUCCAACUGGUCCCCCUCAGCCAAGGCAGCGCCCGCAGACAAAAGUGAAGUGGCAUUUUCCAAGAAGCACGCUUACCUUGCUGACUGUCAUGUUCCCGUUCAAGAAACAUCCCAAAUAAUUUCUGACAUCACGAAAACACAUCCCAUUUAUAACCCAUUCCCUCACACUACCAUCAGCUUCAUGGAUGUGGUAGGAUUCACAAGUUGGUGUUCGGAGCGUGACCCUGAACAGGUUUUCAAGCUUCUCGAGACUGCUUAUCAAGCGUUUGAUGAGAUUGCCAAUCGAUUGAAUGUCUUCAAAAUUGAAACAGUGGGUGACUGCUACGUUGCAGUGACCGGUGUUCCAGAAUUCCAGCAAGAACAUUGUUUGAUCAUGGUCCGCUUUGUCUAUGAAGCAAUGGUGACCUUUAUCCGUUUGGUCAAGGCUCUAGAGGUAUCUCUCGGCCCUGGAACCGCAGACCUGUCUAUCCGAGCUGGUAUCCACUCUGGACCAGUGAUUGCCGGUGUUAUUCGACAAAAGGUUUUCCGGUUCCAAUUGGUUGGAGACACAAUGAAUGUGGCCAGCAGAAUGGAGACUACAGGAAUACCUGGCCGGAUCCAGUUGAGCCAGGACUCCGCAUCAUUGCUUAAAGUCGCUGGCAAAGGAAGCUGGCUUGUCCAAAGAGAUGAGGUCAUAUCUGUCAAGGGCAAAGGAGCUAUGACAACGUACUGGGUCAAGGUUUCUCCAGAUGAGGCAAGAUUGGUCAAUCCCCCCAGCGACAGGUCUACUACGCAAGCAGAUAUGGAUGGAAGCUUCCGGGUACAAGACUAUGAAUCGAAGGGGGUAAAUCACGAGCGUCUCAUUGACUGGAACACUGAAGUGUUACUUGAUUUGUUACGAAAGGUCGUGGCUCGACGCAGAGCAAUCGACCGACGCCAUGGGAAGAACCUUGCUCAAGAUUAUUCCAGAGACACGAGCAAGGUUGAGUACAAAAAGUACGUUGCCCAUCGCUCCCUUGUAAACCACGUCGCAGAAUCCAUUCCGUUUGCUUCCUAUGAAGAGGGUCUGGAACAAGAAGACCCCAGCAAGGUCAUCCUAGGUCGAAAGGUUGUAGCCCAAGUGCGGGAGUACGUGGAGGAGUGUGCCUCCCUUUACAACGACGUGGCAUUCCACAACUAUGAGCAUGCCUCUCAUGUUGUCUUGUCGGCCAACAAUCUUCUUGGUCAAAUCAUCACCCCCGAUCAAGGUGGUUUCCAGAAGCUGGAAACGAAUGCAAAUGGAGGUUCCAAGAUAUCGCGCGAGUUCCAUGACAGAACUUAUGGAAUUUCCUGCGAUCCUCUCAUGCACUUCGCAGCUGUCCAGGCAGCAAUGAUCCACGACGUCGCGCACUUGGGUGUCACGAAUAAACAGCUCAUGAAGAUCAACAAGGAAAUGGCUGCCCGUUACGAUGGAAAAAGCAUUGCCGAGCAGCACUCGCUGGUCCUUUCCAUGCAUGUUUUUGCUAACGACAAGUACAAGGACCUUCGAGAAAUGCUCUUGGCGAAUGACCCAGAAGAAACAAAAAGGUACUACAAGUUCAUGAUCUCGUCGGUGCUAGCCACUGAUAUCGCGGACCAAGAAUUGAAGGGUAUCCGACAAAUGCGUUGGGACGAUGCCUUUGAAGACGAAAAGACAUCAAAGCAAGCCAGGGACCGUCUCCAAAUCGACGAAUUCUACUUGGGCGAGCUGAACCGCAUCGAAUGGCAUUUCCGCGUCGCAGCAUUCGUUUGUGCCAUUCUAUGGUUUGUCCUUGUUAACGUGGCAUACCAUUUGACCCCCGAUGACCAGAUCGUUGUGUUGGAAGGCUGGGAGCGCAAAGCUGAGAUCGUCGCCUUUUGUUUCAUCGCAGUCUCCUACAUGUACAACGCUGUACCAUAUCUGGUCAAGGUCUUUGACCCACAUGCAGAGCCAAUGACUGGUGCUGUUGUUGGUGUGGUCGCCAUCAAAACUUUUGCACUUGUCACAAACGGAGUCAUGGCAUUCGGCUGCAAGGUUCCAGUCCUGAUAGAUCCUGUGUUGGGGACUAGGGUACACUUACUUCGCAUGUGCGAGUGGGGUCCCAUGGCCUUUUUGAUCUACUUCGUAUCAGACGGUGUUGAUGUGCCGAACAAAGAGCUUGGUUUGAAGUCCAAGUACUUCUUUGCGCUUUGCCAAGGAGUAUCCACCUCCAUUGGAUACCUUUUCCCCUUUGCUCCCAAUGCCACUGUUUGGGGGUUCGAGCUUUUCUUUUCAGUGGCGCUGUAUCUGACGAUCUAUCCUCACCUCCAAUACAAGCGCAGAGCAUUCAGCAAAUUGGAAAGAGGCGUUAGUGCGGAUGAUCAAGAAAUCUAUGACCGGUCUCAAGAGUCUCUCAAGUUCCUGGAGACGCUUUGGGUCACCUGGUCGAGGGUUGUCUUCUUGUUUUUGCUUGAAGGCUUUGGUCCAAUGGUCUCGCCCAAGUUCAACUUUGCUCGCACCGAAGGCUUUGGCGUCGGAUGGAUGGCUUUCAUUGACUGCUAUCCGAAAAUGCAAUAUGUGGACCACAUCACGAAUCUGCACAAAAUAGUUUUUGACACAAGAGCAAGAUCAGCAAGGCAACAGAAGGAACAGAUUCGAUUGAAACAGUUAUCCAACAAGAAGGCAACGAUUCUGUUUGAAUACAUCAUCCAAGCGUCAGAUGUGGCACACUGCAUGCAACACUGGGGCAUUUAUAUGAAGUACAAUGGGCGCCUAUUCGAGGAACAAUACCGGGCGUAUCUGCAGGGCCACACAGAAGAUGAUCCUCGUCCAGGAUGGUACAAGGGAGAGAUUUGGUUUUUCGAAAAUUACAUCAUUCCGUUGGCACGCAAGCUUUGCGACUCUGGCUGUUUUGGGGUGGCCGGGUACGAGUACUUGCGAAGCGCAACUGCCAACUUACAUGAAUGGAAACUGAAGGGUGAAGAGGUCACUGCCAAGAUGAUUGAAAGAUGUGAGUCAAAGCUAGGCACCAACCGUACUUUUUGGGACAAGCAGUUUGACAACAAGAGAAAGGGCAUGAAGAAAUCGGGCAAUGAAACGUCCUUCACAGAUACCGAACCAGAAACGGAGAGUGACUCCCAAGAGGAGGAAGGACGAGAGAGCAUGUCGCCUCGUGUCCGCGUACCUCUUUUUGAUCUUCAUGGACAAGUCCGCAAAAAAGGGGGAGAGUGA